Monascus purpureus is the source of this 2382-nucleotide messenger RNA. The record is from the annotation of a GenBank genome assembly. Lineage: Eukaryota; Fungi; Ascomycota; Eurotiomycetes; Eurotiales; Aspergillaceae.
AUGGAGAUGCCAGAAAAGGACGUCAAACGCUUCGCCACGGCCGACAGUGUCGUCGCCGAUGGCCAAAACUCUUCAGACUCGCCCAGUCUUGACAGCAAACAGGAAAAGGGCCCCCUGGGUCAGGUUACUGAUAUCGAGGGCGGCACCGGCCGCCGGGCCAGUGUCCUCGAAGAUGCGAAGGAUAUCGUUGCGGAGGUCAUCGCCGUCGAUGAUGAUCCCUCAAUUAGCCCGUGGACUUUUCGCAUGCUCUUCCUCGGCGUUGGCUUUUCCAUCUUCGCUGGUGUCCUCCAGGAAAUCUUCUACUUCAAACCCCAGGUCAUCCUCGUCUCCCAGGUCUUUCUGACGGUCCUCGCCUAUCCACUCGGCCAGGCCAUGGCCUUCCUCAUCCCUCGCAGGGGCCGUAUCGGUCGUUUCCUGAACCCCGGCCCCUUCAACGGCAAGGAACACGCUGCCAUAGCCCUGAUGGCGUCUGCUGCGGGCCAGUCGGCGCUGGCCACGGAGGCGCUGGCCGCCCAGGAGCUCUAUUACGGCGGUUAUCCCAGCAGGGCGGCUGGUGUCUUCAUCACCUUGUCCUCCCAGCUGAUCGGAUACGGUAUUGGCGGUUUGCUGAGGGAUAUCAUCGUGCGUCCGACGAAGAUGUUGUACCCGAUGACUAUCCCGAUUAGCAGCUUGCUAGAGUCUCUCCAUAAGGAUCGAGCGGAGUCCAAGAAGCGAAUCAGGGUGUUUUACUAUGUCUUCUUUGCUAUGCUUCUGUGGGAGAUUGUGCCCGAGUACAUCUUCUCCGUUCUCGAGGGGUUCUCUAUCUUCUGUCUGGCCGACCAACAUAACCUCGUUUUCACCAACCUCUUCGGCGGUGCGUCGGGAAACGAGGGUCUGGGGUUCCUGUCCCUCUCCUUCGACUGGAACUACGUCGCUUCUCUCGGCUCGCCCCUGUGGUAUCCCCUGCAGGCCAUGACCAACACCUUCAUCGGCUAUCUGGGCUGCAUCAUCCUUUUCAUGGGCCUUUACUACGGCAAUGUCUGGCGAGCAAGGGACUUCCCCUUCCUCUCCCAGCUGCCGUUCUACGGAGACUCGAACUCGACGUACUACCACCAGUACAACCAGUCCCUCAUCCUAGGGCCGUCCUUCGAGAUCGACGACGUGAAGCUGAAAGAACAGGGUCUGCCGUGGCUUACCGCCACCUACUUGGCGAGCAUCAUUACCACGAACGCAGGCGUCACCGCCACCUUCGUCUACAUGCUCCUGUGGAACUGGGAUGAUAUCAAAUCCGGCUGGGAAUGGGCCGCUCCCAGCAGAAUCAAGAAGUGGCUCACGCCCUCCACGUACAAAUUCUGGGCGCAGGAAGAGCAGGCCGAAGACGAACUGCAGCGGCAGCUUAAUGACGAGAAUCUCGAUCCGCACUACCGGCUCAUGCUGCGCAACGGGUACAAGGACACCGCACAGUGGUGGUGGGCUGCCAUCCUCAUCAUCAACUUUGCCGUCGGCCUGGGGUGUCUGUAUGCGAUGAAGUCUACCCUGCCGUGGUGGGGGUUCAUCGUCAGCAACCUGCUCACGCUGCUCUUCAUGCUGUUCUUUGGGGCCCAGUACGGGCUCACGGGCUUCCAGUUUAAUGUCCAGCCAGUGUGUCAGAUGCUUGCUGGUUAUAUGUUUCCAAAGAGGCCCUUGGCUAAUUUAUAUUUCACCUGUUACACGUACAACUCGCUCCAACAGGGCCAGGUGCUGGCAAAAGACCUCCGACUGGCACAGAAUACCCACGUCUCUCCCCGGUGCACAUUCUUCGUGCAAGUCCUGGGGUGUCUGAUCGGAGCGUUGUUCAACUUUGUCAUGAUGUUGACAAUUGUCCAAGACCAAGGCCCCAUCCUGAAAUCCAUCCAAGGCACCAACAUCUGGAGCGGUGCACAAGUUCAGGCCUUCAACACCCUAGCGAUCGCCUGGAGCAUGGCCGGCGACCUCUUCUCCGUCGGCGGCCGCUACCAAUGGGUAACCCUGUCCUACCUCAUCGGCUUCGCCGUGCCACUCCCCUUCUGGAUCGCCAACCGUAUCUGGCCGCAUCGCGCGUGGUCGUACAUCAACCCAUCUAUCAUCCUGUGGUAUCUGGGUUGGCUGUGCACGGGCAUCAACGCGUCGAUUCUGUCGUAUUUUAUUCUCGGGUUCGGGGCGCAGUUUUGGCUAAGGAGGUAUCAUCCGCAUUUGUUUAACAAGUACAAUUAUAUUGUUUCUGCGGCCUUGGAUGGGGGGACGCAGAUUUGUGUUUUUAUUUUGACGUUUGCGGUUUUCGGGGAUGGUGGUUCUGUUCAUCCUUUCCCGACCUGGGCUGGGAAUCCCGAUCAGAGCGUGCAUAAUAUCGAUUACUGCAUGGUUAACCAGGCGAAUAAUGGUUGA